CCCUCCUGUCCCGUCUGUCCCCUGCUGUCCCGUCUGUCCCCUCCUGUCCCCUGCUGUCCCCUCCUGUCCCCUCUGUCCCCUCCGCAUGGACCCCGCGGUGCCCAGAGCCACCCUGAAGGUGCUGGCGCUGUGCGCGGCGCUGCUGCUGCUGGUGGCCGCGGUGACAGUGGCGGUGGCCGUGAUGGUGUGGCGCUCCGAGGCCCUGGGCAAGCUGCGGGGAUGUCGCGACAGAGCGGCCAACGAGAGCCGCGAGCUCGGGGAGCGGCUGGAGCGGCUGGAGCGGCUGCGGGAGCGCCUGGAGAGCGACAGGGACGAGCUGCGGCGGGAGCUGGCGAGGACACGAGGGGACAGCAGGAGGGACAAUGCCAGCCUCGCGUCCUGCCGGCAGCGGGCGGCCAGCCUGGACGCCAAUGUCACCGCGCUGGGGGACGAGCUGGUGGCGCUGCGGCGCGAGCGGGCUGAGCUGGCCGGUGACAAAGUGACACUGCGAGAGGAGGUGGCGCGGGGCGCGCAGCAGGCGCGGGAGCUGCGGCGGCGGCUGCAGGAGGCGCUGGAGCAGCAGCGGGAGCUGCGGGAGCGCCGGGAGCGCUGCGAGGCGCGGCAGAGCGAGCUGGAGGACACGAUCCGGGGUUACGCGGCCGAGCUGGAGGCGCUGCGGCGGCGCGGCCGCGACAGAGGCAGCGGGCGAAGGUGUCCCCCGUCCCGGAAGGGCUGAGGCCCCGCAGCCCCCCCCCGGCCCCGCCCCACCGAGCGCGACGUUCCCGGUGCCGAUCGCGACAUUCCCGGUGCCCAUCGCGACAUUCCCGGUGCUCUGUGUCCCCAGCACUGUGGCCAGCGGGAUCCAGUGCCGGGCCCGGAGCCACCAGCGCAGCCUGGGGAGCGCUGGGGGCGGGAGACGGGUCCUGACCCCAUUGAUCCCUGAUCCCACUGAUCCCUGAUCCCACUGUGAUCCUGAUCCCAUUGAUCCCUGAUUCAAAUGAUCCCUGAUCCCAUUGAUCCCUGAUCCCAUUGAUCCCUGAUUCAAAUGAUCCUUGAUCCCACUGUGAUCCUGAUCCCAUUGAUCCCUGAUUCAAAUGAUCCUUGAUCCCAUUGAUCCCUGAUCCCACUGUGGUAUCUGUUCCCACUAUGAUUCCUGAUCCCAUCCCAUGUCCCCAUGUGCACUGAUCCCACAGGGUCCCGAUCCCACUGCACGUCCUGAUCCCGCCGUGUCCCGAUCCCAUUGUGUGUCCCGAUCCCACUGUUUGUCCCAAUCCCACUGCACGUCCUAAUCCUGCCGUGUCCCGAUUCUGAUCCUGAUCCCGCAGGGUCCCAAUUCCACCGUGUGUCCCAAUCCCGCCAUGUCCUGAUCCUGACUCUGACCCCACUGUGUCCCGAUCCCGGUCCCAUUGUGAGUCCCAGUCCCGAUCCCGAUCCCAUUGUGUGUUCUGGUCCCAAUCCCGAUCCUGAUCUCGCCGUGUCCCAAUGCUGGUCCCGAUCUCCAUGCCGAUCCCGAUCCCAGUCCCACCAUGUCCCGACCCCGAUCCCAUUGUGUGUCCCAGUCUUUAUCCUGAUCCCGAUCCCAUUGUGUGUCCCAGUCCUAUCCCGAUCCCGAUCCCACUGUGUGUCCCAGUCCUUAUCCUGAUCCCGAUCCCAAUCCCAAUCCUGGUCUCGGUCUCGAUCCCGAUCUCAAUCCCAAUCCUGGUCUCGGUCCUGAUCCCGAUCCCGAUCCCAGUCCCACCAUGUCCCGAUCCCGACCCCGAUCCCACUGUGUGUCCCAGUCCUAUCCCGAUCCCGAUCCCAAUCCCAAUCCUGGUCUCGGUCUCGAUCCCGAUCCCAAUCCUGGUCUCGGUCUCGGUCCUGAUCCCGAUCCCGAUCCCAGUCCCACCAUGUCCCGAUCCCGAUCCCGAUCCCACUGUGUGUCCCAGUCCUAUCCCGAUCCCGAUCCCACUGUGUGUCCCAGUCCCUAUCCUGAUCCUGAUCCCGAUCCCAGUCCCACCAUGUCCCGAUCCCGAUCCCAAUCCCAUUGUGUGUCCCAGUCCCUAUCCCGAUCCCCAUCCCCAUCCCGCCGUGUCCCGACCCCGAUUCUGAUCCCGAUCCCUCAGCGCCGCCGCCCCGUGUCACUCCCGGGGUGUCCCCUCCCCAUCCCGCAGCGGGACAAGGGACACCGGGGUCCCUUUCCCAUUUUUUUUUUGGGACAUUUUCGGCUCAUCCCGGGUUUUCCCCGAAAUCCGCUCCGGGCGCUCCCGCCGCGUGCACAGCUCUCCAGAACCCGGGAAAACCGGGAAUUUUGGGGAAUUUUGGGGAAUUUUGGGAAU
Oenanthe melanoleuca is the source of this 2294-nucleotide messenger RNA. It is a transcript of the gene CCDC194, whose product is annotated as coiled-coil domain containing 194. The record is from RefSeq and is a predicted model, not a curated record. NCBI's taxonomy places the organism in Eukaryota, Metazoa, Chordata, Aves, Passeriformes, Muscicapidae. The transcript has 5 exons. Bases 86 to 715 code for a protein of 209 amino acids.